AUGUCUCACGAAAGCGUCUGGAACUCGCGCCCGCGAAGCUACGGCAAGGGCUCUCGCAGCUGCCGUGUUUGCAAGCACAAGGCCGGUCUGAUCCGAAAGUACGACCUCAACCUGUGCCGCCAGUGCUUCCGAGAGAAGUCCAAGGACAUUGGCUUCCACAAGGUGAGCGCGACACCGAGAGAGCGAUUCGCCUCGCUCGCGGGCGGAGCUUCCGAUGUCAAAUUGGCCACUGACUCUGGCUCGUCGCAACAGUACCGAUAA
This is a messenger RNA of Hirsutella rhossiliensis, 261 nucleotides long. RefSeq names its product ribosomal protein s14p/S29e domain-containing protein. The transcript has 2 exons. Gene Ontology annotation, molecular function: RNA binding; structural constituent of ribosome; zinc ion binding. The coding region runs from base 1 to 261 and encodes 86 amino acids. Gene Ontology annotation, cellular component: ribosome; cytosolic small ribosomal subunit. NCBI's taxonomy places the organism in Eukaryota, Fungi, Ascomycota, Sordariomycetes, Hypocreales, Ophiocordycipitaceae. The record is from RefSeq and is a predicted model, not a curated record. Gene Ontology annotation, biological process: translation.